AUGAAACGUCAAAAUAUUCGUACGCUAUCGCUGAUUGUUUGUACAUUAACUUAUUUAGUUAUUGGUGCUGCUGUUUUUGAUGCAUUGGAAUCUGAUCACGAAAUGCAGCAGAGAGCAUUGGUAUCAAAAGUGAGAAAAAGUUUAAUUGAUAAGUACAAUAUUAGUAGCACAGAUUAUCGAGUACUGGAAUCAAUUAUUAUCAGAUCAUUACCUCAUCGUGCUGGUCAUCAAUGGAAAUUUGGUGGUGCAUUCUAUUUUGCUACCACUGUUAUCACUACUAUUGGUUAUGGACACAGUACUCCGUCAACAAUUGGUGGUAAAACAUUUUGUAUGUUUUAUGCGCUUGCUGGUAUUCCACUGGGACUUGUCAUGUUUCAAAGUAUCGGUGAAAGGAUUAAUACGUUUGCAGCAAUCCUUCUACGUUUGUGUAAACGUUUAGCCGGAAAACCGGCAGCUGUCACUCAUUUAGAUUUGAUUUUGGUUGCAUCGGGCUGUGGUACAUUCCUCAUUGCUUCAGGAGCUUAUGUCUUUCAAAGUUAUGAAAAAUGGACAUAUUUUGAUAGUUUAUAUUACUGUUUCAUUACUCUUACUACUAUCGGUUUUGGUGAUUAUGUAGCAUUACAAAAGAAUAGCGCUUUACAAAGUUCACCGGAAUAUGUGACAUUUGCGCUUAUCUUUAUCAUGUUUGGUUUAACAGUUGUCUCAGCAGCAAUGAAUUUAUUGGUGUUGCGAUUUUUAACAAUGAAUACCGCUGAUGAAAAACGACUUGUACGUGUCUCAAAACAUCUUGGCCAAAAAUCAUACCAAUCCAAACGUUUAUCAUUUAUUAAAAAACCAUUUGAUCACGAAAAUUUUGAAAAAUAUGAUGAAAAAGAUGAUGAACACGAGAAAGACACAUCAAGAUCAAUUGAUUUUGAAAAUGCUUCAAUAUGUUCAUGUUCAUGCUAUCAACUGCCGUAUCCGGAAACUGAUCUUCGACAAAGGUAUUCGGUACGCAGUCAUCAUCAUUUGGCACAUUCCGAUAUGCAACCAUCGACACAACCAAUUACAUUUGAGCAGCAAUAUCCUGGCACGAGUGCCGCCAGUCGGCUAAUUUCUAAAACAACUAUUUGCUAG
Brugia malayi is the source of this 1116-nucleotide messenger RNA. RefSeq names its product outward rectifier potassium channel homolog twk-23 like (gene Bma-sup-9). Gene Ontology annotation, cellular component: membrane. Gene Ontology annotation, molecular function: potassium ion leak channel activity. Bases 1 to 1116 code for a protein of 371 amino acids. Gene Ontology annotation, biological process: stabilization of membrane potential; potassium ion transmembrane transport. Lineage: Eukaryota; Metazoa; Nematoda; Chromadorea; Rhabditida; Onchocercidae. The transcript has 7 exons. The record is from RefSeq and is a predicted model, not a curated record.